Messenger RNA from Lobosporangium transversale, 396 nucleotides. RefSeq lists its product as hypothetical. Bases 52 to 267 code for a protein of 71 amino acids. Lineage: Eukaryota; Fungi; Mortierellomycota; Mortierellomycetes; Mortierellales; Mortierellaceae. The transcript has 3 exons. Gene Ontology annotation, biological process: proton motive force-driven ATP synthesis. The record is from RefSeq and is a predicted model, not a curated record.
CUCCUCUUUGACUUCCUCAACCCGCAUUCGUUAUUUGACAUCCGAUACAUUAUGGGAGCUGAGUACAUUGUCUUUGGCAGAGCCAUCCCCACCUACAAGCUGGCUCUUGCCACCUAUGCUGCUAUUGCUACUCCUAUUGCUGUCUCAAAGUUCACCAAGAAGGAUGCUGCAGCUGUCAAUGUCGUUCCUGCUUCUUCUCAGGAUGAAGAUGCCUUUAUCCAUGAGUUCCUCAAGGCUGCUGAAGAAGACCAUACUCACAACGUCUAAGUUUCUUUAGCAUGUUCCAUUUGAACCACAGCCAAACACUUGAAUAGAGAUUGUUUUAAUUGUUGCACUAAAAAGGCUUACCAAACCGAUGUCAGGGCGCCGUCGAUCUCAAACAGGAUAAAAUUGGCC